Messenger RNA from Priapulus caudatus, 1002 nucleotides. Its product is annotated as baculoviral IAP repeat-containing protein 6-like. The record is from RefSeq and is a predicted model, not a curated record. The transcript has 4 exons. The annotation marks the transcript as partial. NCBI's taxonomy places the organism in Eukaryota, Metazoa, Priapulida, Priapulimorpha, Priapulimorphida, Priapulidae.
AACAAGCUCCCGAUCACUGGCUUCACCCGACGCAUGCUACUGCAGCUCCUCCUGGAGGACGAGAAGAUACUCGUGCACUUCCGCUCGGACGUGCCGCUCCACCAGGUGGCGUCGCCGAUCACGUGCACGAUGCUCAAGCACCCGAUGUUUCGCUGCGGGCGUAACUACCGCGUUCUUUACCUCAGUCUCCAGACGACAGUGUCCGGCAUGAUCGCCAAGAUACUCGACAAGCCGAGCGUAUCGCUCAGCGCAGGUGGCGCCACCGCGGGCAAGGACGACGACAAGAAAGAUGGCGGCGGCGGCGGCGGCGGCGGCGGGGAGGCGACGUUGAAACUUCUCGACCACGUGUCCCUCGUUGCCGGGAUCUCCGCGCAGGAGAAGCGCGCGAAGGCGGCUGCGGCGGCGGCUGCGGCGGCGGCGGGGCUUCCUCCGCGUCCACCGUCCCGGCGAGGACACGCGGCGGCUGCCACCCUCGCGGCGUGCCCCGAGCGCGACGUGGCGUGUCUCACGCACGCGCUGCUCCCCGGACGCUCCCUCCCCGCCGAGCUGAGCCUCGCCCAGGUCGUGGCCGCGCUGCAGGAGAGGGGGCUCGCCGCGGGGCAUCCCAUCAUUGAACUCACGCUGUCCGUGAGGAAGAGGAAGACCCGCGCAGGAGGAGGAGGAGGAGGAGCCAGCGACGCGGCGAGGGAGAGGUUCACGUGCGAUGCAGGUCUGCCAUCAUCAUCAUCACCAUCAUCAUCAUCCGCAGCAGCGGUGGGGGUGGGUGAGGGAGCGAGCGUGGCGGAGCGAGCGACAGCGACGGCAGCGGAUGUUCGGCCGCAGCCGACGGGACUACAGGUGUUUGCUAGCGUCGGGGGGCUGGCCCUGCUAGCCGAGCAUCUACCCCUGCUCUACCCCGAGGUGACGCAGGCUGCUACGAUGUCCGUCGCCCCUCCCGAACGCGCCCCUGACCUUGGCAUCGGCACCGACUGGGUCAAGGUCGAGUCCGAGGAGUAUUACGAG